Molecule: messenger RNA, 15896 nt
Organism: Dermacentor albipictus
Lineage: Eukaryota; Metazoa; Arthropoda; Arachnida; Ixodida; Ixodidae
Product: KICSTOR complex protein SZT2-like
Cellular component (GO): peroxisome
Source: RefSeq, a predicted model, not a curated record
CCUCCUGCGAGCAACAUAACGCGGCGGCUGCUCGUGUUUCGGCUUGUUUUCGUGCAUCAAUUUUCUCACAAUUCUCUUAAUGUGAACGCGUAAUACGCUGUUACCCCGCCGCGUCGGGCGUCAAAUGAAAGACCAUGGCAGCGGAGGACGUGGAAGAAGGAUCUCCACCGACGCUGGAGGCGGACUGCGUUUAUGUGCAGAUGAAGAAACAGUACCGGGUGUCGAGGUACAUCAGGGCGCAGUGGUUUGUCAACCAGAUCGGCAAAGUCAUCCAACUGAAGCAUCCCUGCGAGAGUGACAUCGCAGAGGAGGUCGAGGUUCUCUCAGCUCUUCCGAGGGACAAGCCAACUGGAUGGCGACCGAACAGGGCACAUGAGUUUGCCUAUUUGGUGACGCCGGCAACAAAGGUCACUUUCCUUGCCAAAAAGUACCGCUUCGUCUUUUGCCUUGACCUCAGUGUCUCCAUCGCAAAUGUGGACAUUCGGAGUGAAACAUUCCUGUUUGACGAGGUGUUUGCAACGCUUUCGAAAUGUGUCGAGAAACUUGUAAAGCCUUUCAAUGUUCCAGGGAGCUGUGUGGUGUUCCAGCCCGAGAUCUACGUCACUGUCAUUGCGUACAUCCCUCACUAUACCCCAUCGGUGCAGCAGGUCCUGAUUCAAGGAUGGCCAUUGACGCCAGACAACUGUGCCUUGUUCCUGAGCAAGGUGUCGACAGGACUGAGCGAGAUCUGCAUUGUCCUGGCUGAAGCAACAGCGGGUGUUGCUGAACUCCAUGAUCAACUCCGGCUCCAGUCUGAGAAGUUGACAGGAGGCCUGUUCGAGGAAAGUGAUGAGCAGGCGUGCACGACACCCCUCGUCAACAUGGUGUCCUCGGACAUGAGCACGCUGAGCAUGCUCCGGUACGGCAUGCUGGCUCUGCAGCUGCUGCCUGAAAACAGCAGUGCAGGCAUUGUGGUGAUCACAGAUGGUGUGAUCAGCGUGCCCAACAGCCAGCAGCUGGAGCUCCUCCUCGGCAGCCUGCGGGGCGGCACGGUGGCCUGCUCCUUCUUGCAUCUCGGCGGUGGCUACCACGCCCAGAGCAGUCUCGGAUAUGUACCAUACGACGAUCUGAUGCGCUUCAUUGCACGCGCGACUUUCGGUGCCUACCUCAACAGUGGUUGCCUGGUUGGACCGGACGAAAUCGAAGGGUCAACAGGCACAGAGAACAUAUUCCACAGGGCACUGCUCUUCUGGAGUUUUCAGGAGGAAUUCAUCAAUCAGCGACUAGAGCUUGCCAAAGACGCCGGAAUGCAGUACAAGCUGCUGGCUUGCAAGGGCAACACGGCAUUUGAGCCGAACCAAGGUUGUAUGCCGCAGCUGCGCAAGAAGAACUCAGAUGGCAGCCUCAACACGUCGUUGUCAAGUGUCCUCUCCUGCAAGCUUCGUGAAGGCUACGCCCUGCGGAGCAUUUCUACGGCCAAAGGAGAACUGGAAAUCAAGCUGGUGCUUCCGUGGAAGUUCGAUGUGAACAUCGAGUAUGUUGUCAUGGUACCAUGGCAGUCCUCAAGCAAGAAUCGAGAUUCGUCGGGGAGUGGCUCACAGCCUAAGCAGCGGGCGGGCUGCAAGUUCGAGGUGUGCGUGGAGGCCAGCUAUGACUUCCUGCACGACGUCACAUGCGAAUACUUCAAGCCCAACAAGACCCGCAGCCCCUUCCGCCUCAUGGUGGCCCAGCAGUACUGGAACGCGCUUAAAAACAUCUCGAGUACAGACCAGCUCCUGGUACACCUGCACUCUUUCAACCAGAACCCCGUGUACUACUCGGUGCCUGAAAGUUUCCGCAAUGGUGUCCCUGUGUUUGUGAUGCCUCCUAACUCUUCAGGCCAUCCGGUCCUCUCCUCCAAUGUGAAGAACAACAGCGCGUACGCACCUUUUGUGGCCUUCUGGAAGCCAGUGUGCAUGUUGGACAUCAGCAUCUGGCAGCGCUGGAUGCAUAUGCACCGGGUGGGCAUGCUCCUGGAGCACGACCUGCCGCUGCCCAAGCACCUGCAGCAGCCAAACAGCAGUGGCCGCUACGACUCUGUCCAGUGCCGCCAGGCCCUGCACCGCCUGUUGGCCCUGCUCCGAGACCGUUCCAGCUUCGUGCUGGCCGACGGCCAUUCUUAUGUCACCUUCCUCGGGGAAGGUGAAAAGCCGCCAGUGUCGUUCUAUGUGACUCGGGUGACCUACAAGGCGCCCUGUGUGGUGAUCCGAUUUGCCUUCCUGGGUGGCACACCUGGAGAGCAGCGCAAUGUUAUUGUGAAGGACCUGACUCAGCAGAUCCUGAGCCUGGAGUUGAGCAAGCGUGUUGCCAAGGAUGCACACUCGGAUGGCGGCCUCUGCAUCCGGCCUCCUGUGCCACGAACCUACCGAAAGGCCAGCUGCUGCAUCCUCUUCCGCAAGCCCCUUGAAAGGAUCCUAAUCAGGCACGAGAAGAUUCCGAAGGACAUUCUUAGCCCCGUUGUGGCGCUUAUGGACGUGACACUGGCGCACCCGCUUCUGCACACCACUCCGCAUCUGCACCGGCAUUCUAGCAGCGGGGGCAGCGGCUCAGCGGCACGCAAGGGAAACGGCAUCACCACUGUGGUGGACCCGACGGGCCAGCUGAGCCGGUAUCUUCACCACCGGCGGUGGAUCUGGACUGUGCAGCGGCUCCCCAGUGUGCCCCUUCCCCUGCACGCCAUCACCCGUAUCCUCAAAACGCUGGCCAAGAUGCGCCUUGAAGAAGGUUUUCAUUUUGCCCACUCAAGCUCAGGCAUUUUGAACAUGGCCCUAGAGAUUGAAAUGAAGAAUACAGUGACAACCGACUCCUCAGAAGCCUCUUUGCUUCCAUGCGUGGUGCAGUACAUGCUGUUUCCUCCUCACUCGAACACUACUAUCCGGGAGAGCCUCUCGGAUGACGAGGACAAUGAGAUGGAGACAGCCGAGGCAGAUGGUGAGCUGCAGCUGGUCAGCGAGUGCUGGGUGGAACCACAGUGUGGAGUCGUGGUGAACUGCCCUUUCUCCAGCUCCUACCUGGACGGCAAGCAGUACACCGAGAUCCCGAAAGCUCUCUUUGAAAUGGACUUCGAGUGCCUCUCAUCGCUCAUCACAUUAGAGCACCUGAGCCUGAGCUGCCUCAAGCCAGAGAUGGCAUGCUUGGUGAGCGCACACUCACAAUGCCCACCGCCACCGACACCACCGGUCACGCCUGCCCUUGCCGGAGUCCAGCCGUCAUUUGUGUCCCGGUCCACACCUGACACCACACUGGCGCAGAACAUGCCCCUGCUCCAAUCGGUGGCACCAGAGCCAGCAGUGAGUGUCGUGCCAUUUCCAUUUAGCAUCAUGAAGUUGCUGUCCAAAUGCCAGCAGACUGAGAUCCUCUUCUCCACCUUCAUCCAAGAGCUGAGGCCAGUUGGCGGGGACGGUGUGAACAACCACCCUGUGGACUGUGAGGGCCGUCCACGUCCUCAGCCCAAUGACCUUCUCUACGAGCAGCUGCUGGAGAACCUGCAUGCAAUACAUGACCGCGAAGUGCCACUUGGGCUUGAGGAACAGGCGCUGCUGCCCAAUGAGAUUCACAACCGUCCACGCGACCAGCAUGCCUACCCCGUGCCAUUUGCUGUGCCUCCUGUGCAGGGAACUCCUGUCUCCUGGCGCUGCUUCGUGGCCAGCUUUUCGAGUGCCAACAGCACUUCUGGAAGCAGCCCUACCACUCCCAUUUCGCAUGUGGUCCUCACCUUUAUUCCUGCGACGUUUGAAAACCUCCAGCGCCUUAUGAUGUGCCCAGACGAUGAAAUCGCUUCACUGGAGGCAGAGGUUCAUCACAGUCAUGGCAGUCACGGUACCAGUGGUGUACCUAAGGACUAUGCUGUGUUGAAGACUGAGUCAUCGUCCGAGCCAGUCGCUAUCAGCUGUAGUGACCGUGAGGCUCUCACAUCGUCUGCCGCAGAGGAUCCUGCUGCUGGCGAAGUGUGCGAUUUGUACAAUGCAGCAGAAUCUCAGACUUUUCGGCAGCUGGCGACUUCGCACUCUGACCCAGCACUGUCUUCGCACGGAGCCGAGAAGCAUGAGUUGCUGCCACGGCAACGAUCGGCUGACUUGCCAGACUUUGGCAGCCAAAGUCAGUGCAGGACUUCGACACCGUGCCCGCCUGUUGCGAGGGACGACGAUGGCAGCACAUCUCCCAAAUCGCAGGAAGCCAAAGGGGCCGCUCGGCGCCUGGUGUCUGUGAGUCUUCCAGUGUAUGUCUACGAUGCGCCAGUAUCUGCUGUGAUUGGCCGACUGGUUUACCAAGGCGGUGUGAGACAGUGGAAGGACACGUACCUUGACCUGACAACCCGGUCAGAAGAGAAUAUGCGGGCUGGAUCAGAACCUGGUUGGGUGGAAUACAAGGCAGAUGGCUCAGAAGGCUCACCUUACAAAACCAUUUCACCGGAGCCCAAGUCGGAUGACUCUGAGCUUGGCAGUGACCGCUUUCCAGCAAGAAAGCACUGUUCGCGCCUGCGCAAGGCUUUCUCCAAAAGCUUUGUGUAUGGUGUGUUUAGAGCCCUUUGUGAGGGACUCCCCGUGGACAUGCAAGAUGUCUCGACCGUCGUGGAGGAUGCCUGCGAGGAAACCGCGCUCACCCUCGACAUCACGGAAUUCAUCCAAGCAAUCUGUGGCCACACUCGCGACUUCCGCAUCAAGUCCACUGUGGAGCACUCCCACCGCACGAGCACUGGAGCUCUUCGGCAGGAUGGCACUAGCAGCAAUGAGGCCAGCUGUGAAGGUGCUUUGGGUCCGCCCGUUGAAGAAGCAGAUGCCACCGCCAGUGCAGAUGAAAGUUGUCACCCUUCGAGUGAUGCAGUGAGCAGCCUCUUCCCAGUGAACCUGCUCAAACGCCACCACCCGUGCGAUGUAGUGCAGCAGCUCCACCUGAGCAUUAAGCAGCGCUUCCAUGAGCUGCUUGAGGAGGUGUUCCAGCGCAUUCCUUCGCACCCAGACUACUACUACUUCUGCCCGCCAUGCCAUGCACGAACCAUGUGGGGACUGUCCGAAGGGGCUGGCGGUGGUGUUUCCCACAAUGCCGACGUGAACGCUGAGGAAGAGGGUGCGCUGUGUGACUGGGAUGACACUGACACGGACCGGUCUCACAACGUCGAGUUCUCCAUGGACGCUGAGCCUGCCCCCGACACUGGCCAAUCAUGCGAUGAGAAGGGAGCAGCUGCAGCACAUUCCAAGAUGGGGAACGCUGCUGCAACUGAGGUCACGAGCAUCGAGUCCUGCGCCGGGUCGGCACGAUCACCCCCUUCGCCGGGCGAGAAUGACUCUUGUGAUGAGGAUGAAGAAGAUGAGGAGGAAGUGAUGGAAACCAUUCGAGAGGCCGAGCCCAUAGUUCCACCCCUGUUCGCCCACCUGACAUGCUUGGUGACAACCAAAUCAGGCUGUGGGUCGUGUUCGCUGACCUCACUGCCGACCUGCCUUGGGGAGGUCAUCAGCUGUCUUGACGAGUCCCAGCCCGAGGUGGACCUCGAAAGCAUCAAAAUCCGACUGGAUUUUCUCUGCCUGACAUUGCCCCUGGACGUUGAGAAGCUGUCACCUGGUGAUGCACGCCUCUCAUCAUCGUCCAUCAUGUUUGAUUCAGAACGACAGCGCCAAGAUGAGGAUGCUGAGAGCGUCGCCUCCAUUGGCUAUCAGCUGGAGCUUCCGAGGGACCCACUUCACCACUUGCCUGAAUUCCAAAACGAAGUCAUCAGCAGGUGCAUUGAAAAGCUGAAGUGGAUGUUGAAGGACGAGAUGGCCUCGGCUGCCCUCAAUAGCUUCCCGCUGACAGCGGAGGCGUUGCGCAUGGUUGCAGAUCACGUUCGCAGCACUGCAGAGGCACGCACCACCACACGUUUGCACGCAACUACUGGCGCCCCCGGGUGCCAAGUGCAAAAGGUGCCACUGCAAUUCGUCUUUGGGCCUGAGCAGAGUUUUGGCAAGUUUCUGCAGGAGUUCAAGCACCUCACACUACCCGGCUACCAGCUGGAGCAGGUAGACAAGGACCACUACUGUGUUGUCCUGGAUGACAAGGAUUCCAAGGUGGUGCGGAGGCCCUUUGGGUCGCUCGUGCCUCCCCUUGGGCUGAGAAGCAAGGCAUUGGAAAUGACAGCGGCACUGCCUCACGAAAAAGCAGGCACUGACGUCACCGAAUUGAGAGUCUCGCGCCAGAAGGCUGUCGGCCCCGACGCCAAAUUAUCAGAUGAAGACGAGUCCGGUGACGGAGGAGCACCGCAUACAUCGUUCCGAGCCUGGCGGCGGCAAACUGGAAAGAGUGCGCGGACGAAGAGCACCGAGCGUCGCCUGGAACGAGCGUCAUCAUUACCGCUGGACUCCUUAGUGACACAGGAGGAGCCAAAGCCAGAAGUUCGGAUUCCAGGGGCGUCGUGUCCGCUGGAGUUACUCGACCUGCGACGGAAGCUUCAAGAGGAAGCUGAGACUCUUGAAGCAGACAGCGGCACGGCCGAUCACGCUGCCAAUUUGUCAUCGGAGACCAUUGUCCAGGAGCAAAAGGCGGCAGACAGCCAGGCAGCAGCUGAAGCUUCUGCAGAGCUCGUGGAGGAGAGUGGCUCCUCGGAACAGCAAGACGGAGGGUUCCGGGAUCGCACUGACAGCCUGGCCUCGUCCCUGGGCCACGGCAUGGCAUUCCGACCACCACAACAUCUGCUGGAGUCAACGCGCUCCACGCCCAAUGCAUUUAGCGAGGUUGGCGGGCAGAUCAGCAACACCGAGGAUGGCUAUGAUGGUGACAGCAGUGAAUCGGACAGUGACCGUGACUGGAUGAACGCACUGGAGACCCAACGUUCCCACUUGCCUCCCUUCUGGCUGAUCCUCUGCCCAUUUCUCGACCACGUGGACAUCUUUUUCCAUGUUCGAGAGCAGCCAGGUGAGAGUACAGAACUCAGGCAGGGCUUAGUUGUUUUUGAAAGCAUUGUGGGACUGAUCCAGGACACCUGCAAGAUUGUUAAUCAGAUCCUGCUGCUUCAACAUCUCAACAACACACACAUGUGCAAUCGGCUGCUUGUGCCGGAAGCAUCUGAGGAUAUCUGGAACCGAGAGUCUGAGAUUGAGCCCAACAAUAGCACGGCAUCAGUGUACGACAAUGACGGUUCUGGAGAGGGCCACGGCGAUUACCUGGAGGCAACGCUGAAGUUCAAGCCAGGGGCCUUUGACUGCAGUAUAGUGUGGUCCACCCACUUCAGUCUCCACCCCCGGCUCAACACGGGAGCUGGGGGCGGACGCAGUGGCAUUUCUCGAGGUUUGCAAUCCCUGAGAGCUGUGCUGACUAGCUUUGCGGUGAACAACCGCAAGAACAUGUUUGUCUAUCAGGAGAACUCUGGCUCCGUCUUCUACCUGCGGCUUCACGAAAUGCCCUGUCAUGGACGGCAUGGCCGUGCUGAAGAUGAUGUGUCAUUUUCAGGUUCAAGGAGCUCCUCACUGGUCAGCUUGGUACAGAAGAAAGCAGCCUGCGACCAGGACGAGGAAUUUGACUUCCGACCCCGGCUGAGUUCUGGUCACUCUGACCGGGACCAGUCUCACGAUACAGUCAGUGUGACGUCGCAUGCCUCGGGCAGCCGCAGCAAACCACAGCAGUGUGUCGUCAUGAAUGUGCACGGAAUUGUCCAACCAGGUUUUGCCAUCAAAGAGGACCUAGUUUCAGUCAUGCAGAAUCGUCUGGAUGAUGCAGUCUUGGAAGUUCUCACAACCACCUUGGCACGAAACCCUGCGUGCAAUCUCACCAUUGACGAUGUCCAGUUCAUCCAGAAGCCCCAGAAGGAGCCGACGACACAGCUGUACUGCACAGUCCAGGCCCAGCUGCUGCCCUACCUACAGGCACUGAUGGAAUACUUGCGCCAGGACCUGCACACUUUCUUGCCAACACCCAAAUACACUGACCCAAAGCCAGAGAACCAUUUCAAGCCAUACGUGGAGCACCCUGCACAUGCCUUGUUCCACAAGGACGAAGAUGUCUUCCUCUUCAACCGAUUCAUGGCCAGGGGCACUCCCAGCAACGGAAUUGCCUGCAUCAUACUGUCUGUGGUGGACGCACAGGGACGGCCAGUGCAAUUCCUGAACAGCCCACUGCUCAACGCGGGUGCCUUCAGUGGCACCGAACCGCCCACUGAAUACCAGGAGGUCUCGUUUCUCUCUCAUGAGGAAGUCAGUGAUGUCGGUGCCGAUGGAACACCUGGACCCAUGGCGAUGAUCCGCUUCCAAGUGUGGUGUGUGGGCAAGGACUACCAGGAGCACCUGGUGCAGCGCCUGCAGAGCACGGUGCAGCAUGCCUACUGGGAUGUCCUGAUGGAGUACCGGCUCCUCACCUGUCCCGUCUUCCAUGAGGCCUACGAGGAGGGGGAGCCCGCCUGCUUCAGCGAGCCUCCGACGCCUGUGAAAGUGCGCAGAACGGGUCGGGUCCUUGCUGAACAAGCACGCGACAAGCCUUUCCUGUUUGGCAUGUUCACAUCCCGGGGCAAGGAGUUGUCUUCUUCCGUGCCUGACGUCUCUGAAAAAGUCAAAUCGCCCAAGGAAAACCCUACUGAGUUCAAUUUCUCCGAUUCACUGUUUGCGGAUGUUGCACCAUCUUUGACUUCUGGUGGCACCAAGGGCCCCGUGCGUUCCAUGGAGGCAGAGUUUCUUACAUCCGACAACUGGGCCUCGAGCAGCAGCAAGAAGCUCAACGCCAUGUUUCAACAUGGUGUCCAUGGGUUUCUUGAAGGCGGGGUUCAAAUCCGUGUUCCCAGCUUGGCUGUGCACCGCUGCACCGUCAAGGCUCGACGGGCUGUCCCGCUGAUCCUGAAGGAAUUCCAGAAUGGCCUCAAGAACCUGGCACCUGAAAUAUCACUCACCAUGUUCACCGAAGAAGGCACGAGGCGCCCAAGUCGGCCCACAGAAUUCAUCCACUUCAACCCGCUCGUUAAGCAUGCUAUGUUUCCCGAGAAGUACGCUGAAACAGCUGUUCCUGGCAGCCAGCGAUGUUUCAUUGUUGUUGGUCGAGACAUGGCCCAGUGGAAGGCUUUCAUGGGGAUCUCGAGCUUGUCCACCUACCUUGAGAGCAGCCGCACAACCAAAGGCCACAAGUCCACUCAGCUUUUCGAGCCGCUUAUGCUGCCAGUGACAGCUUCUCUGGACGCACCCGCCCUCUGCCGAACACCAAGCACGCCAUCAUCGGUGCCACCGACCAUCGUCGCGCCGCCAGAGAAGGCCAAAAGCGCCACUGCUGGGGCCGAUGCCGGGGAAGCUCGGCAGCCAGCCUUGAUACCCAGGCAGCGACUGCUCUUCUUGCGAGUGGAGGACAAGUCUUUGACCCUUUACCUGUACAACUGGACGUCCGAUCAGGGCCAGGAGCUCUUCAAACUGCUGGGCCACCUCGUCGAGUGGCAAGACCUGCGCAACUACUUCUUGCGGAGUAUCGUUGUCCAGAAAAUGGGGCUGUUCUUCCACCAACCUGUGACAAGCGCCCCUUCUCCCUGCCUCCGACAGCAGCAACAGCAGCAGCAACAGCAGCAGCAACAGCAGCAGCAGCAGGCAGUGACUGGUCAUCAGCUGCACAGCAUGGCCGUGGCAACACAGACAUCAGCAUCGACAUCCGGCAUACCGAGCCACCUGUGGGCUUUCGUGGACCACAUGGUCUUACGCCACAACCCUACGAGUCGGCACCAGGAUACCACGGCUGCGGCUACAAAGCUCGCAGUGCACAAUCUCGUUGGGCAGGUUCUGCGGGGUGUGAAGCCGAGGACGCCCAUGCAGGCAGCCUCGUAUGCGAGCUGCGAUGACCCCGUGACCCGCCAUGGGCGCCAGGUGCAGGAGAUGCGAGGAAUGCGGAGAAGGGAACUUGUGGAAUUCCACCGCAUCUAUGACGACAAAGGCACCAGCGCCAAUCUUCUCGUCAUGGAGAAGAUGCUGACCCAGGUGAAGAAGGAAGCUCGCCUGGUGCACUACUGCCUGACGCCGCUGCUGUUCAGCCCAACGUGGCGGCUUAAAGUGGCCCAGGUGCGCGACCACACCCUCGAGGCUGCCAUCACAUCCGGCCUGCCAUCUGACUGCCCCGCUGCUGCACAUGACCAACCACCUGCAGGCCAGCGCACACGACACAGCUCCGGCGGGAGCCAGAAGAGCAUUGGUGGAGAUGCAUCCAAUGCCGCAGCCUCGCGACGGAUGCGCCGCUCGAGUGGGGUGCCCUCUGUCACCUCGGGCGGAAGUGGAGGAGGUGGCGGUGGGCAGCAGUCAUCACCUAAACAGCACCGGCGGUCCACCAAUGAGGAGACGUGGCACAUGACGGUGUGCAGCCACUACAUCCAGGAGUACAUCCAGUACCUGCAGAACCUGGGAUUCAUGGCCAUCCAGACCAAGCACACCGCGUCACGCAAAUCCAGCACAAUGUCGGUGAGGAGGCGCGAGUCGGACGCCAGCAGCAAGCGCCAGAGCGUGGGGGCCCUGUCUCUCGGAGAGUUGCCACGCCACUGCCUCUUCCAGUGGCACCUGGGCGGCCUGUACUUCUUUGAGGUCGGCUUCUGCGACCCCUACGUCGCCUGCAACCUCUUCCUCGUUGAGCGGCAACGCCUCCUGCCGUCUGGCACGCAGCUUUACAUGUCACAGGUGACAUCCGAGUUCACUGAGGACCUGGACAAGAUCAGAGUGAACAUGCAUAUGCACUCGUUCACCUAUGACUACCACCUGCGCACAAUCCACUCAUACAUUUCGGGCCAGCAGCUGCUCUUCAAGCACGGAUACCACCUGACCAGCUUCUUGGAUGACUUUGUCAAGUACUACCAAAAGUCUCCUAACUACGCCCGCAACCUCAUCUAUGCAGGCUCGGUGGUGAUUCCAAGCGUGAAUGUAGCACCCAACCAACUGUACAACUACAUCAUUGGCCACAACAAGCUGUAUGGCAUGAAGGUCAUACGCAUGGUUCCUGUGGUUUGUGACAGCAGCAGUGAUCUGGACACCGAGUACGCCUUGGUCGAGAUCUCCAACAAGAAGGUGAGCUACCGUGAUGCUAACGAUGUGCAGCAGACGGACAGCUUCUUCGUCGGCAUCCUCACCAUCCACGACACGGCGCCGGCAUUCAUCGAACACAACCUGCUCGCCCUUGGCUUCUACAUCCUGCUGACCAGCCAGCGGGAGCUCUUCCCCAAGUUUUCCUCAACCACGGGACCUCCCGGCAGCAGUGCCUCUGGAAAUGCUGACGGCACCGGCAACGGUUCCGAGGGCUGCUUCCGGCCCGUCCGGACAUUAGGAGGCACGCCUGGCGUGUCGCAGCCCGCCAGCACCGUGCCGUCAAGGCGGAGCUCGGUUGUGGUUGCCUCCGCCCCAGUAGAGCGCCCGCGCACGUUGACCACGCUGCCUUCGCAGUUGGUCCUUUCGCCGGAAGACAUGGCAGGUGGUAGCGGUAACGGAGCAGCGGUGCCCGCUGGCAUCCCUUCCGUGGCGUCAUCAAGUUCUCUGGGAAGCAGCAAUGCUGGUGGAUCGAGGUCAAGAAAGACAUCCUUCCGAGGAAUUUGUGAGGAGGAAGUGGCCUACCUUGGCUACUACAGCUCCCACGAGACGCUCAUGCAGAAGGUAAUGUCUGAGCAGGCAACGGCUGUGGCUGACCACCUGCGUGAAGUGGUUGCGCAGGCUUCGCUUCACUGCCGACGUGACUACCUCUGGAAGUGCCUUAUGUGGCGUCACAAGAACUCUGAUGAUGCUAGUAGCACAGUUCGAGAGAACAGUGCACGACCAUCCAUCAGCUUUACUGAGCUGACUGAACUGCUGGGCUAUGUGAAGACAGUGCCGCUAGACCAGUUGGACCCGCAGCUGGGGCCUCUGCUGUCUUCUCAUUUUGGCUGGUACCGGGGCCUGCUGCGUGUGCUGAUGCAGCGAUACAUAGACUGCCACUGCCUCUUUGUCAGCCCCGACAACACCGUGCAGCACCUGGUGGUCAUGUCCCCAAGCUGUGCAGACUCGUUUAUUCUGCUGACGAUCAACACCCAGCUAAGCCGUGCUGAUCUGCGGCUCGUGCACCGGGAGAACGCCCAGCAAGAGAAGUCAUCUGUCGACAAAUCCUCCUCUGGCCUGGCCACUCUGCAUGUCCUGGUCGAGGAACUUGUCACCACGUGCUGCUUCCACGAAUGGGCAGGCUUGCUCACUUGACAGGACGCCAUGGAGGAGUCGGUCCUCCAGAACGCUUUGUCUCUUCCGACCCAUCUUAUGUGAUAUAUUCCGUGAGCGAUGAUUCGGCACGUGUGUGCGUCCCAACAGUGCCGUGCACCUUGACAUCCGGGUGCGAAUUGACCUUUCUUCAGGUUGUGGGUUGCACACUUGUUCUGCGAUAACAUCAACAGAUAGCUCCAUGAUGAUGACAGGCAGGCAUUACGAUGCCAGAAAGUGUUGCCAUGGAUAUUGCCAGGCACGACACCCUUGUCAGUCAGUCAGGCAAAAUAAUGUUGUGCCAAGCGGCAUCUUCAAGCUCAACUUAUCUUCAAGUGCUUUGGUUUGCAUUAACUGACUGAGUAGCUGUCAGAUGCAACGAGUCGAUUUUUAAACAUUUUUUUCGCAGCAAGGAAACAUGUUUUUUUUUUUUAAUUUGUAACUGAACAAAUCAUGGAGCUCAAACCAAACAAUGAAGCUAGCCCCUUUGUGCAUCAUAUUUGACAUGCAAGAAGUGGUCUGCCUCAUCUUGCCACCGCCAUGUUAAAUGCUGUGCAAUUCCAGCAGUUAAUAGCUCAUGUGCUGUUACCUGCAUGGUGAUUUAUAACUGGACAUACAGCAGCUGGAACUGUAUGCCGAACGAUCAUUUGAGCACUGGGUAUUAGCAACAAGAAACUUCAGUGAUGUGGUGUCAGUACUUGUAACGUCGCUGUUUCAAUGUGGUCACAUUGUGAAUCUGAGUGUUUUCCAUGAGAACGAUUUGUACGUAUUGUUCCAGCCAGUGGAACAUUCAUAAGAGCUCACUUCUUAUGGUGCUCUCUAGUUGAAGUGUGGUAGGUUGUGUAAGUUUAAUUGGAGCAACCACCUGCGAUGGCGAGAUGACAGUCGUUGCUUUUAAAUAGCAACCACAAGGAAUGCACUUCCAGCACAUUUUUGACGUGAAAUCACCUGAGCAACGGUGCAUUUAUUUUGCGCUCUGGGAUGAGUGUGCUUGUUACCAAGAAUGUGUACUGCUAGCAAGCUGAAUCUUACCUUGCAUGAUGUUUGAGCUGUUAAGUUUGUACUGCAGUGAUCAAUUCCAGGCUGCAAAAAAAUUGGGCCUCUUUUUUUUUUUUUUCUCCUGCAAGCCUUCAUCCAUGUACUUUUGCUGGUGGGUGUGCCACAAUAUUUGCGUGUCGGUUGGCGAAUGCAUGGAACACCUUACAGUGCAUUCAUUAAUCAGUACAAUAUGGAUGCUGUGAUGCUGAGCAGUGCGUUAAAAUACGUCGAAAGCCAGUUUCUUGUCUCCCUGCGAUCUGUCCAGUGCCGCUUUAGUGCCAUAACUUCGUGACAGCAGCUUUCUUGUCAUAUUUUCUGAGGUACUGCUAUGAAAAAAUUGAUGCAGUUUAUUUUAUUUUUUCGUGUGUGAUUGAGCAGUUUUGAUCUUGUCAAUCAUGUUGCAUCUUUUGUGCAUCCGUAAUAGCAGAUUCAUCUUUUAAAUUUCGAUGAAACAGGCCAUCAGCUGUUGGAAGCUCAGUAUUUCUUUUCUACUCAGUCCACUUACCAAAGCUUUUUUUCUAGGAAUUUUUAAUGUGAUACGAAGUGCCAUGUUUGGAGAGAUGGGUAGAGAAAAAGGAGGUUGUGUUGCAUGGAUUGUUUUCUAGCAAGUUUUGUAGAAUCUUGCAGCUUUUGAGUGCAACAUAGAUGGUUUUGUAUUCGUGGAGACAGUCAGACUGCUGUACCACACUCACUCAAGAAAUGGUCAGUACCGCAUCUUCGUUUCUUUAACUUGCCAUAAUGCCUUGCUUUCUUUUCAACUAACGCUUGAAAUUAAAAUUUCUGUAUAUCUGUAGCUGCAUGAGCGCAUGUCAUUGAUGGGAAUAAGUGUCAUGACGUUCUGCUAUAAGUUCACUGCUUAGUAAGCCUUGCUGAUGAAAUUAUUUCACCUCAUGUUUAGACCUUACAUAAAUAAUGUUGCCAAGAUUGCUUGCCACAGGAGGUAAUAUCUUUUACUAUGCUCAAAGAGGUGCUGUUUUUUUAGCAAUUGAGAAGUUGCUUUUAUAAUUGCACUUUCAAGGCUAGCACCGUAGCAUAAGCGGCACCUGCGUCUGUCCUUGUUAUGUGCGAGUCCCCUGUGCAAAGAAAUUUCAAAAGCGUCAAAUGGAAUAGGUAAUUAAAAGUAUGUUUGCCUAAUUGAGAAUAUUUUGAAAUUGAGAGUGUUCAGCCUCACCUUCUGGUGUAGACCUUUACAGUUGACUGCAAGAAAAUGAUGUACUUUUCCAAUAUAAAUAAAUAAAUUUAUAAGAAAGAAACUUCAAUCAGUACGAGCCUGAGGUCUGCAGCAGCACUGCUAGGGUUUGAGAGUAGAGAGCUGGCCGCAGAAGGACCCCUUCACAUUUUAAAACAAACCUCCGUACUUAUCGCUAAUGUAUCUGAACUGCUAUGUAUUCUUCCAUGCUCAAGCUUGGUGACACGGGACAAUUCUUAUGUCACGUAAAUGUACCUAUUCCUUUUUUGCAUGUCUGCAGUGUUUGGGAAACUGAGAUAACUGCAACAGUGACAUUCCCGUCUCAUACUCUAGCUUUGCACAGCACGCUUCAUCUUUCCCAGUUACUUUGGCUUUUGACAUGCAGUUUUGUACAAAUUUUACAGUUCUGUGGCUUCAUUCUCCGUUCACUCAUACCUUUUUCUGACUCACUGCUUUGGUUAGUGAAGGUGUAAUACGAAUUCCACUUGCUUAGAGCUAUUGCCCUUUGCCGUCUUUGAGGUAUAUCUGGGGCUUUUGCAGCUUGUACAUACUACCACUACAAGGUAAACUGAGGCGGACGCUUAAAUUGUGUAAGUAUGGGAGUGUGGUACUUUUUCAAGUGUAUUUUGUACUCCCAUAGGCAAGAUUGUCUACUGUGAUAUUUGGGAAGACAACAUAGACGAGCUGCAAAACCUGACAUCAUUAUAAUGCAUUAGUGUGGAACGGUAAGUUUCGGUGUAACAGACGUUUUGGCCGUCUCCAUUGAGUGGUGUGAGCGAUUGAGUUUGUUGACGUAAUCAAGUUAGUGCUAUCAUGACAAACUAUACUGGCAUGACUCGUGCUUGAGAUUACCUGUAGCUUGUCUAUACAAUACAUUUGGGUGUAAAUAUGACAUGUAGUUAGUGAUACUUGCCAUAUGAAGGUCUGAUGUAAAUAAUAGCCCUUUAGAGAGUUUUUUUAUAUAAACGUGAAGCUCCGUGCUCUCGAAUAGCCUUUGAAGAAAGGUGACUAAGGGUGAUUAAGAACUUGCAUUGCCCAUUUAUCUGUAUUUAAGUUUGCAACACAGCUGUGGUAAUAUUGGUUUAACUUCAAGUUCUCUAGUUUUAGUAUUUAAUUUCUUUUAUUGAUGAGCUUUCUUAACUAAAGGCCAAGCGCAAGUUCUUUUCUUUCUUGAAUUUUUUUCAUGUUUGUAUUUCACAACUUAUAUCGGCCUGCAAAGUGCUGUGACACUUUCGACAGCAUAAAUUUUGGUUGGUGCAAUGAAUAAGUAGAAAUUAAGAAAUAAAAAAAAACAUUGUUAAUGUGCCUGUGAGGUGCAGUGUUUCGUAUGAAAACACUUUUCUAUCAUGGAGUGUGCGACUUGUCUGUUAAAAAGUGUUUUGCAGAUUGUGUACAUGAACAGUCAAGAUUCAAUAAAGUCAUCAUUUUGCUGGAGUAGCACGUCCCCAUUCAUACUGGCUUCAUUCUUUUACUGCUUGCAUUUUGGUAUUUUGGCUUGAAUAAAGGCCUCUUUACUGCCUGGA